Messenger RNA from Cherax quadricarinatus, 1777 nucleotides. NCBI's taxonomy places the organism in Eukaryota, Metazoa, Arthropoda, Malacostraca, Decapoda, Parastacidae. The record is from RefSeq and is a predicted model, not a curated record.
GAACGAGUCAGAUAAAAAUAUUGUGGUAUCUCGGCAGAACCAGAGACAGCAGUAAACACGUCAGUACCUGGAAACUUGAAGAUAACCCCAGCUUGUCAACGUGAGGUUGACGAGUGUAAGACUCUGAUGAAACCAGGACCACAAGGAAUUCCCGAUGUGCAGACAGCGUGUGCUGGCUCGACGGACACUAGCUGUACCAUCAAGUACCUGGAAUGUAAGAUACUGACGCCCAGGACACUACGCAACAGAACGUCAACCAACAGGAGAUUAUGCCUGGGCCUAAAGGUGGCAAACUGCGAGACGCGGGCCCAAACUUGCAACCAGAUGCUGCAUCCUUCCCCAGCCUUGCACAGCAACAUGACAGACUGCAUGACAAAAAUUACUGGUUGUCCCCUACAUCCCAGAGUUGACGAGGAGGCUCGCGACCUUAUGAAGCAGUGUUUGGAACGGUUGAGUCACCACUUAUCUUAUUGUAUAUUUUCUUUCCUUACUUAUAUUCCCCUUUCCCGUUGCCUUAGCUUUAGAGCAGACAUUGAGAACUUGAACGACACAGCAGUCAAGGAGGAAGUGCUCAAGAACUUCGACUCCUGCUACAAAGACAACGAGAUGCCGGAAAUCACGAAAUGCCUCGUGAAGAAAUGCAUUAACGUGGUCAGUGUGUGAAGCGCAGUGAGAGUAGUGUCUUAGUGUCCCACUGCGCCGGUGACACAUACACUGGCAGUGCCAGUCACUGGGAGAGGACCAGAGACAACUAGUUGACGAGGUAACAACAGGUGCCACUCUAACAGUCACCGUAAUCAUCCAUCUCUCCAGCAGCCACUUCAACCAUCUCUCCAGCAGCAACUUCAACCAUCUCUCCAGCAGCCACUUCAACCAUCUCUCCAGCAGCCACUUCAACCAUCUCUCCAGCAGCAACUUCAACCAUCUCUCCAGCAGCAACUUCAACCAUCUCUCCAGCAGCCACUUCAACCAUCUCUCCAACAGCCACUUCAACCAUCUCUCCAGCAGCAACUUCAACCAUCUCUCCAGCAGCCACUUCAACCAUCUCUCCAGCAGCAACUUCAACCAUCUCUCAGCAGCCACUUCAACCAUCUCUCCAGCAGCCACUUCAACCAUCUCUCAGCAGCCACUUCAACCAUCUCUCCUGCAGCCACUUCAUCCAUCUCUCCAGCAGCAACUUCAACCAUCUCUCCAGCAGCAACUUCAACCAUCUCUCCAGCAACCACUUCAACCAUCUCUCCAGCAGCAACUUCAACCAUCUCUCCAGCAGCAACUUCAACCACCUCUCCAGCAGCCACUUCAACCAUCUCUCCAGCAGCCACUUCAACCAUCUCUCCAGCAGCAACUUCAACCAUCUCUCCAGCAGCCACUUCAACCAUCUCUCCAGCAGCCACUUCAACCAUCUCUCCAGCAGCCACUUCAACCAUCUCUCCAGCAGCCACUUCAACCAUCUCUCCAGCAGCCACUUCAACCAUCUCUCCAGCAGCCACUUCAACCAUCUCUCCAGCAGCCACUUCAACCAUCUCUCCAGCAGCCACUUCAACCAUCUCUCCAGCAGCCACUUCAACCAUCUCUCCAGCAGCCACUUCAACCAUCUCUCCAGCAGCCACUUCAACCCUCCCUCACCACUAGCCAGCGAUACGUUUUCUUUCACUAAUCGCACAGCUGCGCCUGUACUUCAGCUUUCACUGAUGUAAACUAGUUUUGCACCGACUUUCGUUUGAUAACCUCACUAAUGGUCGGCAAGGUAUUAAAAGUUUUGUAUUAUUAUACCUCA